Messenger RNA from Phytophthora nicotianae INRA-310, 1672 nucleotides. RefSeq lists its product as hypothetical. The annotation marks the transcript as partial. The record is from RefSeq and is a predicted model, not a curated record. Lineage: Eukaryota; Oomycota; Peronosporomycetes; Peronosporales; Peronosporaceae. The transcript has a single exon.
GAUGCUUCUCAUUCACAAUCGGAAAAUCAGUCCGAGCAUCAAGUUGAAGCCCAGGAAUCGCUCAGUCAUGGUCCCCGUUCCGCACUACGUCAAGUCCGUCGCGCUCAAGAACUCGACGUCUCAUCAGGUGACGGUUGUGGCGACCUUCGGCUCGGACGAGUUUGAGGCUGAGGGCAAGGCCAAGAUCAAGGAGACGUGUGAGUUGGCGCCGGGAGAGGAGAAGACUAUCCAGGAGCGCGAGUACGACAUGGGCGGCUGGACGGCCACGGCCGCGCUUUACUCGCUGGAGGUGGAACACUCGACGAACAGCAACCUGCUUGGCAAGACUCUCUAUACUCCUAGCGUCAGCGGCAUCGUCGACGUGCUCCACGUCGACAUUGGUGCGGACGAAGAAGCCAAAAUCUUCAAGGUCGCGGCUGUGCGCGAGGCCUAAGCUGAUGCAGCAGCGGACUAUUGCUGUCUCUUUGAGGCAACGGAUGCAUAUCUCGACGUCUUUCACUUUGUUCUAAAACAAAACUUCUUUUCUUUUAUGAAAUGGUUUGCAAUUGUUUGGUCGAUCGCCUGGUCUGGUCGUGCCGUGGAUGUGGUAAGCUUGCCCUGCGUGUGCGCCAUAAAUACUUGUGAUUUUUGUCCAAGCUACAGUGUCAGCGAGCGAGACGUCAGCUGGCUAGAUGGUAGGUUCUCAGCUCAGCUAGUGCUUCUUAUCUCCGCUGUCAAAAUCUCUACACAAUCCGAGAGUCAGCGAGGGAGGCGCUCGCUCUGAGUUUCGAGAAAUAACACACUUACACGAUGUGGUUUUCAGACGAGGUAUCAUCGAUCGGUGGUCGUCCAUACAUGACCAUAGACGAGUUGCUCGACACCUUGUAGGCCGGAAGAGGCUGGUUUGUAGCUUCUCCGUCCCUUGUCUCGAUUUCGUCCACCUGUGAGUUGGAAAAGUAUGCGCUACCCGCAUCAGAGCGUGGUGAUAAAGGCGAAGCGGGUGUCCCUGGAGAGUACGGCGCUGCCAAGUAACUCGUGUCCCCGCUUUCUGAUCGUGGCGUAUAUACGACGCCAUUCGCACCAGUAUUAGUCUGCACAGAUCGCUGUCCAGCAAGAUCGACGUGUAGACCGAAUCCCCGCUUCGUGCCACUGUUGCUCCUCCGCUUGCGGUACGAACUGCUGCUGCGUCGACUGCUAUCGCGCUCACGGAUCUCGCCGCUCUGGUUGCUGAGCACCUCCAAGCUGUCGUCCACUUCCGCCUCAAUAGCGGCCAAUUCCUCUUCCUCGCUGCGCACGCUUUCGCCUGACGGACGCGAAUCGCUUGUCUGGUUGACACUGGGCUUCGAAUUGUUCGGCGCUGAGUCAGGAUUGGGUUUUUGUCCACAGCAGCGUUUCCACCAUGGCACACGAACCUACACACAAACACGAUACACGAAGCAAAAAAACACACAAACACAUUGGUCAAUGUCUAUAAAUAAGGGAAUGUGUUCUGGUCUGCUAUGUCCUGCUGCUUUUGCUGCUGGAACUGCAGCUCUCUGUAGCCGAGAUAUCGAGGUGGUUGACAGGAUAUAUACGUACAAUGUUUUGACGCUCCUGAGCGUUUUUCCGCUUGCGUUGACGGACGAUGUAGUCGUAAGUUGUGAUGUUCUCCAUGCCUGUUGCAGAUCAAAUGACAAUAAAAUUGUUAGCUGCC